This is a messenger RNA of Fusarium verticillioides 7600, 921 nucleotides long. RefSeq lists its product as hypothetical. The record is from RefSeq and is a predicted model, not a curated record. NCBI's taxonomy places the organism in Eukaryota, Fungi, Ascomycota, Sordariomycetes, Hypocreales, Nectriaceae. The transcript has 2 exons. Bases 1 to 921 code for a protein of 306 amino acids.
AUGUUUAAAGUAUUCACUAUUGCAUCGUUAUACUUUUUGGGAACAUGCCUCGCCCAGACUUCCUCAUCACCAGAAGACUGCAGCCCCAGCGACUUUACAGGUAAAGUCGACAAACGCGCCAUCUUUUUCAACGCAUCGGGCACCCUGUCUAUUGAGUUCAAAGGAGCAAAAGAUCCAUGGUAUAUCAGCACUGCUGUGACCGACGAGCGCGACGAAACCCGCACGUUUGACGGCACUCACUCCAGGCAGUGGAUCAAGGGCUUCAUAAGCGUUCCUCGAUACCUUGUUGCUGACAAGUCCGUCGGGGUCUGUUCAUUCAUGUUCCAAGGACUCAACAGCAGCUCUGAGAACCCGGAUGAUGCGGACGAGUCUUGUAAAGGCGUCAUAAGCGACGCUUGUAUCAAGGAAUUUGAGAAUUCGACUCUCCCGAUACGCACUAGUGGAAAUUGCCCGAGCUCCAGCGCUUUUAUCCUCAGCGAUGAAUGCAAGAAGCACCUUACUUCAUACCAACUAGUCCAAGCGCGAAAUAUUUCCACAGAGAAUUGCACACUCAGCAAUAUACCAAAUCUCGAUGUUCCUGUAGACUAUUGGACGUAUGGCGGCUCUGUCUCGACUGGGGAGACAGGCAGUGACGACUACGAUGACUUUGACUCUUAUGAUAUGAGAAUUCAGCAGACUAUUCCAAUUUUCACGGUGGUGUCGGGCGGUGGCAUCAGUGACAGGAAGUUGGUGUGUAUUACCCCUGAUAAGGUUGUUUCGGGCAGUCGAAAACCCGAGAUGAAGCUGGAAGGAACUGAGGAAGAUGAAGAUGAAGAUGAAGAGGGUGAGAGUGAGGAAGGGGACGAGAACAUGGGGUCGCGAGUUGGAGGCUGGGGUGCUGUUUUCCUCAGUACUGUCGUCAUGAUCUUCACUCUCCUGUAG